AUGACAACAAAUAAUGACUUUGAAAAUGGCCGUGAUUAUCCCAUAGUGUCAACUUCUAAUUCUAUUAACACACGAGAACAUUCGGAAAUUGAUGAUGCAACAAUAUUAACCGGAGUUUCUGCACAGGAUAAUUUUGAAACAGAUGAUCAACCUCGACAAAAAGCAAUCACCUUGCAUAUACAAGGAAUGACAUGCAAUUCCUGUCAAACAUCCAUUGCUACCGCGCUAAAUUCGACGCCUGGUGUUAAAAAAGUAGAUGUGAGUUUAGAGGGAAAAUAUGCGGUUGUCACAUACGAUGUCCUUUCUUUGAGCGAAAAUGAGAUUGCAGAUAUCGUAGAGAAUUGUGGUUACAAUGUUCUGAAAAACAACAAAGCAAUUUCAAAGAAUGAAAAUGUCAAACAAGUAAAAUAUUCUUUAUUAGGAAUGAUCAACGAGUCUUGCGUUAACUCCAUCACUAGUUCUCUAAAAAAUAUUAAUGGCAUUAAAAAUGUUAAUGUUAAUCCCGACUUAAAGAAUGUCAUUGUAUGGUAUGACGAAGAAGUUAUCAAAAAGCAUGAGAUUGUUGAAACCGUCGAAAAGUGUGGAUACAAUGUCACGCCCGAAAUUGGAUCCUCUUCACAUUAUGAUGAAACUUCUCUCUCAACAGUUAGCAUUCAUCAGUUCGACCAGAAACAAUUCCGUACUUGUCAAUUAAAAGUUCGCGGAAUGACUUGUGCCUCGUGCGUGAGUAGUGUUGAAAAAGUAGUUAAAAAUGCUCCAGGAGUAAUUUCAAUCCAAAUUUCUCUACUUGUCGAACAAGCAACCGUGGAAUACGACCCGAAUGUUACGAGUGAAGAGAGUAUUGUUUCAUUAAUUAACUCUAUUGGAUUUGAAGCGUCCCCUAUUAUAAAGAAGAGAAAAGAUACUGUAGAACUUCGAAUACAAGGAUUGAAUGACCCUGAAGAUGCAUACAAACUCGAGAAGAACUUACACAUGUUUGCGGGAGUCCUAUUUGUGUCAGUAAAGUAUGCCAGCAGUCUUGCUACUAUUCAAUUUGAAAAUGAGACGACAGGUGUCCGCGAUAUUAUUUACCACAUCAAUGACCUUGGAUUCAAUGCUUCACUCAAUGAUAAUAGUAAUAAAGAACAGUUGGAGUCACUUACUCGUGUCAAGGAGAUUGCUGAGUGGCGUAGAUUAUUUUAUUGGUCUCUCGCUUUUGCCAUCCCAGUGUUUAUCAUUUACAUGAUUUUACCGGAGUUUGAAUGGGGUUCUAAUUUAGAAGGCACACAAAUAUUCCCAGGCAUUUACGCCGGUGAUUUACUUUCGUUAAUUUUAGCUACACCUGUUCAAUUCGGAGUUGGAAAAAAGUUCUACAUCAUUUCAUACAAAGCUCUAAGGCAUAAGACAGCAACAAUGGACCUUCUUGUGGUUAUUGGGACUACCAUUGCAUUUUUAUUUUCUUGCUUUGCCAUGUUGUAUACAAUAUAUGAUCCUAGCUAUCCGAGACAACCAGUGUUUUUUGACACAUCUACCAUGUUGAUCACGUUCGUGAUGCUCGGAAGAUAUCUUGAGAAUAAGGCCAAAGGCAAUACAUCAACAGCACUUUCGAAACUCAUGACACUAAGUCCCAGCAAUGCAACCAUCUUAAUUAAGGAUCAACAGAGCGGACGAUAUAUUAAAGAGGAGAAAAUUCCCACGGAAUUAUUACAAGUAGGAGAUAUAGUUAAGGUUAUUCCUGGUGAAAGGAUUCCUGCCGAUGGUAUUGUCAUUUCCGGACGAUCUACAGUAGAUGAAUCUAUGGUGACUGGAGAAGUCAAUCCUGUAAAGAAAGAAGUUGACGAUAUGGUAAUUGGAGGAACAGUUAACGGUUUUGGAAAACUUGAAAUGAAAGUUGCUCGCGUAGGAAGCGACACCGCUUUGUCCCAAAUCGUAAAGCUCGUGGAGGAGGCACAGACCUCUAAAGCUCCUAUCCAGGAAUUUGCCGAUACCGUGGCUGGAUAUUUUGUACCUGUCGUUGUCAUAUUAGGAUUACUAACGUUCGUUGUAUGGAUGAUCCUGGCAAAUGUAUUGGAUAAUCUUCCAGCAAUAUUUUAUCAAGAAAACAGUCGAUUUAUGGUUUGUCUUAAAUUGAGCAUCUCAGUGAUUGUGGUUGCUUGUCCAUGUGCCCUCGGUUUAAGUACUCCCACAGCAGUUAUGGUUGGCACAGGUGUUGGAGCACAGAAUGGAAUAUUAAUUAAGGGAGGAAGUUCCCUUGAGUCAGGGAAUAGAGUCAAUGAAGUGAUUUUUGAUAAAACUGGAACCUUGACCAGAGGCCAACUUGAUGUUACUCAUUCUGAAAUAUUAACAGAAAGCCUUGAGUUCACGCAUGAAACGUUUUUCGCUAUUCUCGGAGCCGCCGAAUCUUCCAGUGAACACCCUUAUGGAAGAGCUAUAGUCAAUUAUACAAAAAAUCUUUUAGAAGUUGAGAAUAUUAAUGCACAGGUUACCAAUUUUGAAACGAUUGCGGGGCAGGGCAUAAAGUGUGACGUAAGUUUAAAUACAUCGUAUUCGAUAGUGCCAUCACUGUCAACUUCCACUAGCACGGUUGGAAAGUUAUAUAAUGUAUUGGUCGGGAACAUUCAACUCCUCCACAACCAAUCCCAAAUAUCAAUUCCUGAAACGGCACUAAAGAUUAAAGAGAACAAUGAGAGCCUUGGCCGAACCGUCAUCUUAGUAGCCAUAAACAAUAAAUUUGCCGGAUUAGUAUGUCUAUCUGAUGUUAUAAAGUCUGAAGCAAAAUUAACAGUCAAUGCGUUGAAUAAGAUGGGCAUCUCCGUUGCCAUGGUGACUGGGGAUCAAAAAAUCACUGCUGAAAAUAUAGCCGCGCAAUGCGGUAUCGAAAAAGUUUAUGCAGGUGUUUCACCCAAGGGUAAAACUCUUAUUGUUAAAUCUCUUCGAAAUGAAGGUACCGGUAAUACGGUUGCCAUGGUUGGAGAUGGCAUCAAUGAUUCUCCUGCAUUAGCCGCAGCCGAUGUAGGAAUUGCACUUUACUCUGGCACAGACAUCGCGAUUGAGGCUGCCGACAUUGUUCUUAUGCGAUCGGACCUUACCGAUGUUGUUGCUGCACUAGACCUCUCGCGAACAAUCAUUCGUAGAAUUCGUUUGAAUUUUGUAUGGGCCUGUAUUUACAAUAUUAUUGGCAUUCCAUUAGCCAUGGGUUUCUUUCUGCCUUGGGGAUGGCACUUACAUCCGAUGAUGGCAGGUGCCGCGAUGGUAUGCUCAAGUGUUAGUGUCGUAUGCUCGAGUUUAAUGCUAAAAUUUUGGAAGAAACCUUUGUGA
Molecule: messenger RNA, 3297 nt
Organism: Acaulospora morrowiae
Lineage: Eukaryota; Fungi; Glomeromycota; Glomeromycetes; Diversisporales; Acaulosporaceae
Source: the annotation of a GenBank genome assembly